Messenger RNA from Malassezia globosa CBS 7966, 420 nucleotides. RefSeq lists its product as uncharacterized. Gene Ontology annotation, biological process: actin filament depolymerization; actin filament severing. Gene Ontology annotation, cellular component: cytoplasm; actin cytoskeleton; actin cortical patch. The coding region runs from base 1 to 420 and encodes 139 amino acids. The record is from RefSeq and is a predicted model, not a curated record. NCBI's taxonomy places the organism in Eukaryota, Fungi, Basidiomycota, Malasseziomycetes, Malasseziales, Malasseziaceae. Gene Ontology annotation, molecular function: actin filament binding. The transcript has 3 exons.
AUGUCUUCAGGAGUCAAAGUUAGCCAAGAGUGCCUCGAACAAUUCCAGUCUUUGAAGCUAGGCAAGAAGACCAAGUACAUUAUUUAUACUCUGUCACCAGACAACACUGAGAUUGUGGUGUCGAAGACAAGUGAGUCUCCGAACUACGACGACUUCCUUGCCGAGCUUCCACCAGCGGAAUGCCGUUAUGCCAUCUACGACUUCGAGUACCAGAAGGGUGACGAGGGCAAGCGCAACAAAAUUUGCUUUUUCACUUGGUCGCCUGAUGAGUCCAAGGUGAAACAGAAGAUGUUGUACGCUUCAUCGAAGGAUGCUCUCCGUAAAGCAUUGGUCGGCAUCGCCACCGAGAUCCAGGGCACAGACUUGAGUGAAGUUUCGUAUGAAACCGUGCUUGAAAAGGUAUCGCGUUCUACUUUCUAA